AUGGAUGUGAUUGACGAUUUCAAGAGGUUGUUGGUGCGAUGCCCCACCGCCGGCAGUCUGUCCUCCGUGCACCGCCUGCUCCAGCUCCAGCCGGCUGAUGUGCGUCCUGGCAUCACAGUGUCCGCGGUGCAGGAGUGCCUUCUGGACCCUGCUCUCACCUUGCCGGCCAUCACCAUCCUCCGGCGGCACGUCCUAGCCGCCAUCAGCACCCUCGUCCAUGCUGUUCUGAACAGCCGCAACGCCGCACGACCCAGCUUGGAGUUGUCUCUGGCGCUGGCCUCCGUGCUCGAGCUGGCCCCACAUGCGGACAGGUGGGCCGGCAUCCACCUGACCGCGGUGCUCCUCGGGCUGGCAGACGCCGACGCCAGAGGCCUCGAGGCCCGGCUGCUGUCCCCCGAGGAGCUGGCCGCCGAGCGCAGGGUCUGGCAGGAGGAGGCGGCUGCGUUUGCCGUGGAGGCCGCCGCCGCGCUGGCCCCCUGGGACAGGGGCCGCGCCCGCCCGGCCAGCCGCAAGCGCAAGGCCACACGUAGCAUCCUCGCAGGCGAUGGCUCCGACUCCGACACGAGCAGCAGCGAACGCUUCUCCGGGGACGAGGGGGUCUCGUCCCCGGCAUCAAGGGGCAAGGCGGGGCCGCAGCCGACCCUCGCGGUCCCCGGCUAUGUCAGGAUUGCGGGCGUGGACCUGCCUCAGUCCACGGGCCCCGGCCCUGCGCCGCCCACGACCCUCCCGGCGUCCCGCCUGGUGUCCACGCCGGGCAUGCUGCGCACGCUGCGCGGCGUCGCGCUGGGCCUCUGCGCCGCCUCCUCCGUCCUCCUGGAGGGCCCCCCCGGGUCCGGCAAGUCGACCCUACUGCGCCACCUGGAGGAGGUGACGGGGAGCGCGGUUGGCGCCAUCCACCUGCACCUUGACGACCAGACGGAUAGCAAGGGGCUCAUGGGAGCCUACGUCUGCACCGCCCGCCCCGGCGAGUUUGUGUGGCGCGCGGGGCCCCUGACCCAGGCCGUGGCGCAGGGCAGAUGGCUGGUGGUGGAGGACAUCAACCUGGCCCCGCCGGAGGUGCUUGCCGCACUCAUCCCCUUGGCUGAGCGGCGGCAGCUCCACGUCGCCGCGCGGGGCCAGACCCUGACCGCCCACCCCGGCUUCCAGCUGUUUGCCACGGUGACCUCCACGCCGCAGGGGGUGGGGGCGGGCGCCUACGGCUCAGCAGCCGCGGUGAUGGACAUGCUGGGAGGACUGUUUCACCAUGUGAAGACCGACGCACCGGGUGAGGAGGAUCAGGCGAUAAUCCUCCGCACCCUCUAUCCGGCCCUGGGUCCGACCCUGCUCGGCACUGCGCUGCGCAUGCUGUACCUGGCGCGGGCCAUGUAUGGCCAGCUGCCGGCCGACGAGUGCCCCUCCUGGCUGCCGGCCGAAUACGGCAGCCUGCCCUCCCUCCAGGGCGUGGGCCGACAUUUCUCGCUGCGGGACCUUGCGCGCUGGGCGGCGCGCAUGGGCGCGGUCCACGCCCGCGCCCUGGCGGCGGCGGGGUCCCUCCUCGGGACGCGCCAGGCCACGAGCCCGGUCGCGGCGGGGUACCUGGAUGCCGGGUCGGCGCUGCACAGCCUCCCCGCCGGCCUCAGGCUGGCCGCCUGCAUGGAGGCCUGCGACAUGUUCGCCGGCUUCCUGGCCGACGAGCACGACGCCGGCGCCGUGCGCACCGUGCUUUCCACGCUCUGGUGCGUCGUGCCCGCCGAGGUGGAGCACGCGGCGCUGGCUGCCCGGCCGACGCUCGCGCGCACCGGCGCCGCGCUGGCGGUGGGCCGCGCCACGCUCCCGGCAACCGGGCCCCCCCCCCUGCCCUCCACCUUCGCGCCCACCGGGCAGGCGCUAAGGCUGAUGGAGCGCGCGGCGGUGGCGGCGGCCGGCAAUGAGCCUCUCCUGCUGGUGGGGGAGACGGGGACGGGGAAAACCACCCUCGUCCAGCAACUGGCCAGCCAGGCGGGCGCCACGCUGGCAGUGCUCAACCUGAGUCAGCAGACAGACGCCUCCGACCUGCUGGGAGGCUUCCGCCCCGUGCGCCCCACCGACGCCGCUCUGCCGCUGUUCGAGCGCUUCCAGGACCUGGUGCAGCGCCAGUGGCCGGCGGGAAACAACGGCGCCUUCAUCGAUCGCGUCGCCCGACUGGCGGCCAAGAGGCACGCAGGGAGGCUGGUCAAGGCCUUCAAGGUGGCCCUGGCGAAGCUGGGCGUGGCCUGCCCGCCCAGCAGGGCGGAGCUUGCGGAAUCUGCUGCUCCCGAACCAUCCACACCUGCGCGGGAGCUCCGGCGGGCCUGGCUCAAGUUCUCGGUGGACGUGGCGCAUGCGGAGGCCACGCUACUGGCUGCCGAGGGCGGGUUCUCCUUUGCGUUCAUGGAGGGCACGCUGGUGCAGGCACUGCGACAGGGCUCCUGGCUGCUGCUGGACGAGAUCAACCUGGCGCCGCCAGAGGCCCUGGAAAGGAUGGCGGGGCUCCUACAGGAUCCCAGGGGGAGUUUGGUGCUGGCGGAGCGUGGGGAUGCUGAACCGGUCCCUCGCCACCCCGCCUUCCGCCUCUUUGCCGCGAUGAACCCCGCCACCGACGCAGGUGGGCAGUGGACCUGUUGCAGGGUUGAGGUGUGGGUCGCCGAGCCCUCCCAGACGGAGGACCUGCGCGCCAUGGUGACCUCCUACCUGGGCCAGACCACGCCCCGUGGCGUGGUGGAGGGCGUGGUGUCCUUCUACCGCGCCGCCAAGGCGGACCGCGGGCUGGUGGACGGCGCCGGGGCCUGCCCCGUCUUCAACCUGCGCACGCUGUGCCGCGCUCUGGAGUAUGUGCGCGCCGCCACGGCCCGCUACGGCCCGCUCCGCGCGCUGGCCGACGGCUUUGACAUGGCCUUCGGCACUGCGCUGGAGGCGCGCAGCGCGGCGCGCCUGCGCUAUGCCAUCCAGACCCACCUGCUGGGCGGGGCAGGGUACGGCGCGACCACCUCGGGCGCUGCCGGCGCGCCCCCGGGCGACUGCCACGUUUGCGUGGAGGGUUACUGGCUGGAGCGGGGGCCCGGCGAGGCGGCGUCGCGCGAGCGCGACGCCCAGGGCCGCGUGUUCAUGGAGACCCCGGCGGUCAGGGCGCACGUGCGGAACCUGGCGCGGGCGCUGGUCCUGCGGCGCUGCCCCAUCCUGCUGCAGGGGCCCACCUCCAGUGGCAAGACCUCGCUGGUGGGGUAUCUGGCCGCCCGCACGGGGCACGCUUGCGUGCGCAUCAACAACCAUGACUCCACCGACCUCCAGGAGUACUUGGGGCGGUACGUGUCGGACGAGCACGGCCGGCUUGUAUUUGCAGAGGGAGCGCUGGUCCAGGCGGCACGCAGGGGGGACUGGGUGGUCCUGGACGAGUUGAACCUGGCCCCCUCGGAUGUCCUGGAAGCACUGAACAGGCUGCUAGACGACAAUCGCGAGCUGUUCGUGCCCGAGCUUCAGGAGACCAUCAAGCCACACCCACACUUCAUGCUGUUUGCCACCCAAAACCCACCCGGUCUGUACGCGGGGCGAAAGGCGCUGAGUCGCGCGUUCCGCUCACGCUUCCUGGAGAUGCAGGUGGAUGACAUCCCACCCACAGAGCUCGUCACCAUCCUCGAGCACAGGUGUGGCAUAAGCAACAGCGAUGCUGCGCGCAUCGUGCGGGUCAUGCAAGCCUUGCAGGAUGGCCGGGCUGCAGGGAAUGUAUUCGCCGGCAGGCACGGCUUCAUCACCCCCCGAGACCUCUUCCGGUGGGCGGGGCGCGGUGGUCAUGGCGACGAGCUGGCCAUAAACGGCUUUGCAGUGCUUGGAGAGCGGCUGCGGAACGCCGAGGAGAGGAGCAUUGUACGACAGUCCAUACAGACAGAGCUCCGUGUAAAGAUAAACCUCGAGGAGGCUUUUUUUACUGAGGGCGAAAAGCCGCUGCUGGAGCUCCAGGCUAGGCUCAGAGCUGGUGAGCUGGACGGCGCCAUGCCAGGUCCAGAGACCCAGGCGCUUCAGAAGAUGCUGCGUGGUCUUGUCUGGACCCGACCCAUGCAGAGGAUGUAUGCUUUGCUGGAUCGCUGCCUCGCACACGAGGAGCCGGCUCUCCUGAUAGGGGACACAGGCACCGGGAAGACCACGGUCUGCCAGAUGGCAGCCUUUGUCAGGGGCCAGCGGCUCCAUAUCUUCAAUUGCAAUCAGCACACAGAGGCGUCUGACCUGCUGGGUGGAUUCCGGCCCAACAGAGCCCCUGCGGCUGAAGGCGAAGCAUUUGUGCCCUUUGUCUGGGCCGAUGGCCCCCUGGUCCAGGCCAUGCUCCAGGGCGACAUUAUCCUGAUUGACGAGCUCAACCUCGCAGAGGAUGCCGUCCUGGAGAGGUUGAACAGCGUACUGGAGCCUGGCAGGACGCUCACCCUGGCAGAAAAGGGGGGAAGCGCGGCAGAGGUCAUCGUCGCCCACCCCAACUUCAGGGUUGUGGCGACCAUGAACCCCGGGGGCGACUUUGGGAAGAAGGAGCUUUCCCCCGCGCUCAGCAACCGCUUCACCACGAUCUGGGUGCCUGCAGCAACUACGCCCUCCGAGCUGCAUGCAAUCCUGAGCCAGCGGCUUGUCCCAGCAGCACAGGCCGUGACGCAGCCCCUCAUCGACUUCUGGACGUUUUUCAACCAAGAGAUCUCCGCCUCGGUUCGACAGGCGCUGUCCAUGCGAGACCUGAUGGCCUGGGUGGAGUUCAUCAACCUGACCACCCCCGGCCUGGGAGCCAUGCUGGCGUACGCGCAUGGCGCAGAGCUCAUCCUUCUGGACGGUCUGGGUCUGGGCGUGGGACUUCCCAUCGAGGUCUCGAGCCAGCUGACGGCCACGUGCAGGACGUUCCUGCUCCAGCAGUUGUCGCCCGAGGUCACCGCAAGCCUGUCUCAGGCCAGCCAGCAGCCAGCCAUGCAGCGUCGUGCCCACCCUGUCACCAACCACGAGCAGUGGGGCACCGUGCCCUUCUUCGUCGACGUAGAGCGGGCCGGGCCAGAGGAGGAGCGCGCUGUGCGCUUCGACUUUGAUGCCCCGACCACCCGACGCAACACAUUCCGUGUGCUGCGUGCGAUGCAGCUGCCAAAAGCCAUCCUAUUGGAGGGCAGUCCGGGAGUGGGCAAGACCAGCCUCGUGGCCGCUCUGGCCCGGGCUGUGGGUCAGACCCUGGUGCGCGUCAACCUCAGCGAGCAGACAGACAUGAUGGACCUGCUGGGAGCUGAUCUGCCUGUGGACAGCGGUGCAGCGGGGACGUCGGAUGGUCCGUUGCUCCACGCCAUCAAGACAGGAGCCUGGCUGCUGCUUGACGAACUGAACCUGGCCAGCCAGUCUGUCCUGGAGGGCCUGAAUGCGGUCCUUGACCAUCGAUCCGAGGUUUUCAUUCCGGAGCUGGACCAGACAUUCACCUGCCCGCCAACCUUUAGGGUUUUUGGGGCGCAGAACCCUUUGCAGGAGGGUGGUGGGCGCAAGGGCCUGCCGAGGUCUUUCCUUAACCGCUUCGCUCGUGUGUAUGUGGAGUUGCUGGGCACAGACGACCUCCACUUCAUCGCUGGUGCGGCCCACCCUCGCAUUCCCCCAAGCACCCUGCAAGGCAUGAUCUCCUUCCUGGCGAGACUGCAGGCGGAGACCGUCGCGCGCACCGGGUUUGCCGCCUCGGGUGGCCCUUGGGAGUUCAACCUGCGUGAUCUCCUGCGGUGGUGCGAGCUCGUCGCCGCGGACUGCUCGGGGUGCGAUGCGGCGUGCAGGGCCAUGGCUGACGGAGACGGGCAUGAACCGCAGUAUCCACGGGACCCCUGCGACUCGGCUGCGGCCCACCACGGGCACAUGCUCUUCACCCAGCGGCUGCGCACGGCCGAGGACCGGGCUCGGGUCGGGGCGCUCCUGUCUCAGACCUGGCCCGGGCACGGAGGGGCCCCUGCAGCGUCCCCAGCCGUCCACCUGACCCCGCAGGUCCUGAGGGUCGGGAGGGCGGAGGUGGCCAGGUCCCGCGCUCCUCGCAUGGGCGGCGCCGCCUCACAGCCAUUGCUGGCCCUGCUUCCGAGCAAGGGGCGGGACCUGGAGGGCCUGGCUCGCGCCGUCGGCGCCGGGUGGAUGGGCUUGGUGGUUGGGCCGGCGGGGGCCGGCAAGACGGCCCUCAUCCGCACACUGGCGGAGCUGGCAGGCAGGGAUCUGACGGAGCUGUCGCUCACCGAGGGCACCGACACCUCUGACCUGCUGGGUGGCUUUGAGCAGCUGGAGCCCAUGCGGAGAGUCCAGGGCGCCGUCAGUGUCCUGUCUGCCGUCACUCGGUGCUGGGAGGCGUCAUGCGAAGCCCUGCCGCCAGGAGCCAGUCGGGACGAGGGCGAGGGGCAGGAGCAGAUGGGGCGUGCGGCCUCGCUCCUCCUCCUGGCAGUGGAUGGGCUGCUGGCCCAGCUUGCGCGCCAUUCGCCUAGCACUGCUGCGCUUCAGGAAUGCAUGCGUGGCCUCUUGUCCCAUCUGGACCUUGCUCAGCAGCGUCUGGGUGCACUGCUGGCGGAGGCAGAGGCGAGCGAGCAUGGCGUCGCUGGCCGCUUCGAGUGGGUGGAUGGCCCGCUCACGAGGGCUGUCACGGAGGGGGGCUGGGUGCUGCUGGACAACGCAAACCUGUGCAAUCCCACUGUUCUGGAUCGGUUGAACCCUCUGCUGGAGCCUGGCGGGCACCUGACCCUGAACGAGUGCGGCACCGCCAGCGGAAAACCCCGGGUCCUACUCACACACCCGGACUUCCGGCUCUUCAUGGCGAUGGAUCCCCGGCACGGCGAGGUCUCGCAGGCCAUGCGCAACCGUGGCGUGGAACUCUUCCUGCCUGACUGGACGUUGGGCGAGGGAGCCGCGCGCGAGACCGCCGAGCUGUGCCUCGUCCUGGAGCAGGCCGGGAUCGAGGAGCAGGCGCUGCAGUCCAGCAUGUGCGCUGCGCACGCUGUGGCGACAGUGCAGGCCGCGGGCCAUUCCCGCAGGCCUCCGGGCCUGGGUGCGCUGAAGCGGUGGGCGCUGCUGGCGCGGUCGCUCGUGGCACGGGGCUGGGGCGCAAGCGAGGCGCUGACGGCCUCCUUUGGUCAGCUGUAUGGCGGCGAGGACGGGCAGAGCCCGCUGGCUGCUGCGCACGCUGCUGACAGCCGGUCCACAGGCGUGACCCCCAGUCAUGGUCUCGUGCGGCGAGCUGCCUGGCCGCUCCCACGCGACGUGGCGGCUGCGGCAGAGGAUGCGACGGCCUUUUCUGUCGCCCGACGGGCCACCCCCGCAGUGGCGAGCCUGGUGCGGCUGGGGGUGGAGCUCAUGCAGCCCGCGAGCGCCGGCGCAGCUCCCGCCAUCACCCCCGAUGCCUUGGCCAGCCUGCUGAGCACUGCGCCACUGGACGCCGCAACGGCGCGCGCGUCCGUCGUGCUGCACGCUGCACAAGGCGCUACAGCCGAGCUCGCGCCCUGGGUCCCUGGCCACGGCUCGGCUGCCUCGCUCUGGCGCCUUGCGCUGGCCUGCACGCACGCUGCGGCCGUCUGGGCACCGGGCGGCGCCCAGAUUGCUCCCUCAUGCCUGCUGCCCAAUCUGGCACAGGUCCACGCCGCAGCGAGUGCUCUGGGCGCGCCUGGGCUCCAGCAGGCGGUCAUGGUGGCAGCCGCGCUGAUCCGCGAGCUGGAGAGGUACCAGGGCACGCUGCUGAGGGGGUGGCACCCCACGGAGGACGGUGAGGACGGCAUGGCCGAGGUGCAGGUCAGUGGCGCUCCAGAGGCGGCCCUACCCUGCGCGGGUGCUCCCCUGCUGACCAGGAUCAUACACGGAGCAGUGGAGGCCCGAGCACUUCUCAUGGCGGCGAUCCUGCACGUGAGAUCGGCGGAGGAUGCCGUCAGCCCCCUGCAGUUCUCCUACUGGCGGCAUGCUCAUCCACAGGUAGGCGCAGCCCCUGGGCAUCGGGCAGAGGCCUUCUCAGAAUAUCGUGAUGAUGUGGGCUUGUCUCUGGGCAUUUCAGCUAAAGUCCAGGAGCGUCGAGGCUGCCCCUUCCAGCUCUGCUCAGAUCACUGA
Auxenochlorella protothecoides is the source of this 8052-nucleotide messenger RNA. Its product is annotated as Midasin. The record is from RefSeq and is a predicted model, not a curated record. Gene Ontology annotation, molecular function: ATP binding; ATP hydrolysis activity. NCBI's taxonomy places the organism in Eukaryota, Viridiplantae, Chlorophyta, Trebouxiophyceae, Chlorellales, Chlorellaceae. The coding region runs from base 1 to 8052 and encodes 2683 amino acids. Gene Ontology annotation, biological process: ribosomal large subunit assembly; rRNA processing. The transcript has 19 exons. Gene Ontology annotation, cellular component: preribosome, large subunit precursor.